AUGUCGUUGUUUAAAACUCGCUCGUUUUGGGCAACACAGAGUGAAGAUGAUGAAUAUUUUGAUCAGAAUUCAAUGAUUCUAACACAAUUAAACGGCGACAGUGAUUAUAUUAUAACUGGAAGUCAAAGUGGAGUUUUAAGGAUUUUAAAACCAUCCUGUACAGUAACUGAAAAUGAGUUGAGUGGGUUUGCACCAAAUGAUUUAGUGAUAGAGAAGAUUUUUGAUCAGCCAAUUUUGCAACUUGGUUAUGGCAGACUCGUUUCAGGGUCUCAAAAUUACCAAACUGCGGUGCUAAGCCCCAGACGACUAUCCGUUCACCUCUUAAAAAUUAAAGAAGGCCAAACAGAACACGGAACGCAAAAUACAUUCGAAACAUUAUACGAACAUCAUCUAUCAAGAUCUGCUGCCAACUUUACAAUAGGCCCUUUUGGAGGUUCUCAGAACAGAGAUUUUAUUUGCGUUCAAUCACUAGAUGGCGUGUUAAGUUUUUUUGAGCAAGAAAACCAAACAUUCUGUUGUUUUCUGCCAGAUUUUUUGCUACCCAGUCCAAUGGUAUACGUGAAAAAGACUGACACUUUUCUAACUUUAGAUGGUAGUUGGAAUAUCGUUUGUUACAGGUACAACAGUUUAUCUGAGGUAGGCGAACGAACCGAAAAUGACCCGCGUUCUUCAUCAAAAAUAGCACCUCUUUGGUCUUAUUUUUUAGGAGAACCUAUAAUUGAUAUAAACACGGUAGAAGACGAGUUUAACAAAAUAUCAUAUAUACUAAUUCUCGGAGAACGAAAUUAUUUUUGUAUAUACGAAACCGGAAGACUGACUUUUAUGAAGAAACUAGAAUAUUCUCCAAUAUGUUUUGAAGUAUAUAUGAUAAAAGAAAAAAUAUUCUCGUUGAUAGUAUCUGAAACAAGUGAUCUUCUUGUAUACGAAAACACCAAAUUAAAAUGGUCAGCUAAGCUCCAAUUUCUACCAGUAUGCCUUAAACGAGCCUUCCUAAAACAUGUCAAAGGGUCCCUUGUACUUCUUUCAGAAGAAGGAAGGUUGGAAUGCUGCUAUUUGGGAACUGAACCAAGCCUUUUCGUUGCUCCUCCAUUAGUGGAGAGGGAGCUAGAUCUGGAAAAGAUCGAAGAAGAAUUAAAAACACUAAAUGAGAGAAUCAGAGAAUCUUAUGGAAAUGAUUUAAAGUUUGCUAAUCAAAAUCCAGAAAAAGAAAUAACGAUCAAAAUCCAAGUCAGUAAUGAGUUACUACCUUGUGUUUAUGAAACAAACUUAAAAGAUCCAAAAGAUCUUCAGAUGUGCCCAAUAAAAGUAGAAGUAACACCUCAGAUGGCCUUUGAUGAGAUACAGAUAUCAGUAUCAGCUUCAAAACCCAUUAAAAUAACACCAGACAUUGACUUUCAUCUGCAUCCUGAAGAUAUAAUGAAGUUCGAAUGUUUCGCUUUCUUAUAUGAAGAUUUGGAGGUACCAAGUUUAACAGUGAAUGUCAGUGUUACGGUUAUAAGUUCCUUAGGUAGUGCUAGAAAUUUUAACAAGUCUGACAUGUUACCAAUUAAACUUAUUGCGGAGUCUUGUACUCCCCAAAAAGAUGGAAAUCAUAAGAUUACCCUUAGUGUUACUCAAAACGUCGUUCCCUUGUUAACUUUAUUUCCAGAAUUUAGCGAGGAAACUAAAACAAGUAAUGCCAUAGCUUUCAAAAGAUUUUACGAUAGUGGACAACCCGUGACAGUACUUCUUGCAAAAUCAUCAGACCGAUAUAGGAUUCAAUCGUCAUCGACGCUCUGUCAGAUGUUGACAAUUUGAAUUGUCAAUUUUUUUUUUUAUGAUUAAAUUAUAAACAAUGAAUUUUACUAAAUACUACUACUAAUGAACAUUAACUAAAACGUAUUUAUUUUUCAUCAUAUAUUAUUUUCAAAAAUCAUACACUUAAUACGAAUAUAAUUUCAGACUUCGCUAGAACAACUAGGACAACAAUUUAUAAUUAUCCAAAAACGAUUAAUUUCCAAAUUUAAAGUUAAAAAUCCUACUCCGUUAACAAACUUGGAGAUUUUAAUGAAAGAUACAUACGAUGAAAUCGACAAUACUAUUCAGAUAUUAAACAAAGCCAACAAAAAAUUAACAAAAGCACAAGUCAAUCUUAGUUGUGUUUUAAAUUUAAUAGGACAUUUAAUAAAAAUUAUGGAUAUGGACAACAAGAUGAAGGAAGAAAUAGUAUCCGUAUUUUGUCCUAGUGUUGAUGACAUAGAAAGUCAAGACUGGGAAGAUGUGAUGGACGCCGCUCUAAGUUACUUGCUGAGAACGUCGUUGGCAAAAUCCGAGAAAGAUAAAUUGAGGAUCUCACAAUCGAAUGUGGAGAAAGUAACAGAUAUAUCAAAAAUGGAGAAACGUCUUGUUCAAGUACUUGAAAGAAUUUCAAAAAUAGAGACACCUGAAAUUGUACAAGUAGAGAAUGAAAAUGAAGAAGAAGAAUUGCCAAAACCAGAAAUAGAACAUGAAGAUGAAAAACCGGUGGGAAGUCAACUCGGCCAGGCAAGCAUGCGCUUGUUGUCGGCGAGGCGAAGUUUAUUAAGAAAACGCCACAAAAAUGAAGAAGAUUAA
This is a messenger RNA of Diabrotica balteata, 2592 nucleotides long. Lineage: Eukaryota; Metazoa; Arthropoda; Insecta; Coleoptera; Chrysomelidae. The record is from the annotation of a GenBank genome assembly.